UCCGCCUCCUACUCUGCACUGGAAAAGAGAGACAAUUCCAGAGACCCGAAAAUGAGUAGUAGAACUUUCAAGUUUCCCGCGAAGGCAAAGACCGCUCUGUAUCUCAUAACAGGCACUGGCACAGCCACAGGCCUUGCCUUCAAUGUCUCUAACCCUAAUUCCCUCUCACUUUCACACGAUUCUUUAUUCGGUUCCUCUAAUUUACCUGAGAAAAUUCGGACUGUCUUCCAUGGCGUCCUCCGCUCGUCUCGUGCAAUCUCCACCAUUGCUUGCACUGUUGUCGACUACAAGUAUUCUUUACAUGGGCUGCCGGUGGACUCUGACGAGUACCUUCGCAAAUUGAAUGAGGUCCAUUUACGCUCGGCCAAGAGAAUGCUGAAACUAUGUGAAGCAAAUAAAGGUUUUUAUGUCAAAGCUGGCCAGUUUGUUGCUGCCAUGCGGCAGGUCCCAAAAGAAUACUCAUCAACUCUUUCUUCAUUGCAGGAUCAGGCAGUUCCUUGUCAUUUCAAAGCUAUAAAGCAAGUACUAAUCAGCAAUCUGGGACAUGAUUUGUCUGAGAUAUUUUUGUCAUUUGAUGAACAACCGAUAGCUGCUGCAUCUAUUGCUCAAGUGCACCGUGGGAUAUUGAAAGAUCACCAAGAAGUAGCAGUUAAGGUGCAAUACCCCGGGUUAGAGCAACAGAUGAAACUGGACACGAGUACCAUGUCUUUCAUUUCGAAAUACAUUGCAUGGUUAUUCCCCGAUUACAGGUUUGAGUGGCUGGUAACAGAAUUUGCGGAAACUAUUUCUUCAGAACUUGACUUCAUUCAGGAAGCUAAAAAUUCUGAGAGAACUGCUAGAAACUUCAAAAACAAUGACUUUGUCAAGGUUCCUAGAGUAUUUUGGGAGUUUACGACAAGCCAGGUUCUGACGAUGGAGUUUUGUAGGGGUCACAAGGUUGAUGACGUGGAAUUUCUAAAAGAAAUGGGAAUCAAUCCAACAAAGGUUGCAAAAGCACUGGUGGAAGUAUUCGCUGAAAUGAUAUUUAUCCAUGGUUUCCUGCAUGGAGAUCCACAUCCUGGUAAUAUAUUAGUUUCUCCAGAAGGUCGGAAUGGCUUUACUUUGGUUCUUUUAGAUCAUGGAAUCUACAAACAACUAGAUGAAGGAUUUAGACUAGACUACUGUGAGCUUUGGAAGGCUUUAAUUCUUCUGGAUCCAAAUAAAAUACAACAACUAGGUGAACACUUUGGUGUUGGAAAGUACGCUAAAUACUUCCCUCUCAUUUUCACUGGAAGAACUAUUGAUAGUAAAUCAGCCCUUGGGAGGGGAAUGUCCGGUGAAGAGAAAAAGAAUUUAAAGCAGGAGUUGAAGUAUCUGAAGAUGGAGGACAUAUCUUCAUUUAUGGAAUCUCUGCCUCCAGACUUUUGCAGAAUAUUGCGAACAGAUGGGCUACUGAGGUCUGUCAUUAGCAAGCUGGGUGCUUCACAACGGGUUAGGUUGCUUGCCUAUGCCAAAUAUGCAUUAUAUGGUCUUUCCCCAAAGUUGAAUCAUCAAUCUGACUCUACUGUAAAAGUUCUAUUAUCCAGAUUCAAGACAAAUGUUAGUUAUCUUCGGUUAAGGCUUGUUCUUGAUGUACUGGAGCUGCUUUCUUGGAUGGAGAAGGUCAGGCAUUUUCUCUGGACCUUGCCUAAAAGCCUGAAUGUUUGUCUCCAUCUUGCUGCCUGCAAUCUUAAAAGGUGCUUAGGUGCAUCUUCCGUGGUCUGAGGGAUAUUAUGAAGCUGCUGAUCUGCUUACUGAUUGCUUUGACCGGUAUUUUCACCUCUUUGAGUUUGGAUACACGUACAAAAAUCAUUCAUUUCUGGUUAGGGAUCAAUAAGAUUUUGGGUGACCAUAUAUAUUGUCAUCUUUCAACUGAGGGAACCCCUUUUCUGGUUGUAUUUGCCACUUAAUUUAGGCAUUAGCCAAACCUUGUGAUUUUUGCAUAUGCCCUAGGUUUUGAUUUUGUUGUUUGUUCGUGUAUAUAGUAUGGUUGAGAUUCAUCUCUAAAAGACAUUAUAUUUAUGUAUGGAUGUCAUAAAACUAGAAAGGAGUUCCCUUGGAAGAACAAUGGUCCGAUCUUUGUUGUUUUCUCCUUUUGUAGCUUGCUUCAUUUUAUGCAGA
Messenger RNA from Corylus avellana, 2139 nucleotides. RefSeq names its product Protein kinase superfamily protein. NCBI's taxonomy places the organism in Eukaryota, Viridiplantae, Streptophyta, Magnoliopsida, Fagales, Betulaceae. The record is from RefSeq and is a predicted model, not a curated record. Gene Ontology annotation, biological process: protein phosphorylation. Gene Ontology annotation, molecular function: protein kinase activity; ATP binding.